Molecule: messenger RNA, 2268 nt
Organism: Oikopleura dioica
Lineage: Eukaryota; Metazoa; Chordata; Appendicularia; Copelata; Oikopleuridae
Source: the annotation of a GenBank genome assembly
AUGAAGCUUCUCGUGGGAUUUUUACAGUCGGGCACUGUAAUUGCCCAGCUUCAGCGAGGGCCUGAACAAGCUAUUCUGGCUUCUUCGGAGGAGAUCGCAAAAAGAGAAGAUUGGAAGCUGGAUCCGUUGGUCCAAGUUCGUUGGGAUUUCGGCGACUGCGGAAAAACAGGGAUGAAUGGCCCGACGGUUGAAGAAUGCAACGAGUACUACUUCGACAGUAAUCUUGAGGGAAGUGUCCGAGUCGAAGAAGGCGUUCAACAGUGGGUCGUCCCUGCCGAUGGUUUGUAUCUCGUGACAGCUGGUGGACCCGCAGGAUCAUCAGUCUCCGCCGGUGGUCGAGGAAGAGGAGCCAUUCUCGAAGGCAAUUUUCAUCUUAUGAAGGGAGAGAUCAUCGACAUCGUCGUCGGCCAAAUCACCGACUACAACCUCAGCGCCGACCCGAAUUCUCGCCGGGGUCUUGGCGGCUCUGGCGGAACCUUCGUCGUAAGAAACCAGGAUAACAAAAUUCUCAUGGCAGCUGGUGGCGGUGGAGGCGGCGCGGGAAGGAAAGCUAAUGUCGGUCUCACGAGAAAUGUCAACGACGCGACUGAGUAUCCAUACGGGCAAAAUGCCUCCAUCCCGCUUUCUGGAAAAGGAGGAAGGGAUGAUCUCGGCGUAGGCGGACAAGGAGGACUGGGCGGCUCGUACGGACCAAGUAUCAUCGGUUUCGACGGGACACGCAAAUUCGGUGGCGGUGGCGGCGCUGGUUUCGGCAAUAUGACCGGCGGAACUGAAGAUGGCGGCGGAGCAGCACAUCCGUCCGAGCUUGGAAUCGAUUCUAGAGGCGCAAUAAAUUUUCUGAGCGUAAAUAGAGGAAUGAACUCAAAGGGCACAGGUGGAUUCAUUCAAUUCAAACCAAAAGGCUCGAGAUUACUAAUAACCAACAAUGGUGGCUUUGGGGGCGGUGGGUAUGGCAGCGAAGAUGGCGGUGCUGGCGGCGGGGGAGGAUAUUCGGGUGGCGCUGGUGGUCCGCCAGAUGGAUAUUCUGGCGGUGGAGGAAGUUUGAACAACGGGCUGAGGCAACGAAAUGAUCGGCUUAACGAUGGCAGGGGGUUCGUAACAAUCUCCUUUAUCGGAAAACAAUGCUGCGGCCCUCGAGAUGUCUAUGUAGCCAUGGCUUUUAUCGCUGGAAUUCUUGCUAAACUUCUUGUCACGUAUUUUGCUUACUGGGCCUGGAGAACUGCGAAACGAAUGCACACCUCUUACGUCAUCAUCAACCACCUGAAAGAGCUCAGACGAGAAAACCAAAAGCUAGACGCUGAUGAAACUCUUCUCAUCGGCAGAAUUCUCGAGCAAGAAGAAGAUUUGAAGAGCCGAAUAGGCGCGAGCCGCCCAGAUUUGAGAAGGCGUCUUUCAGGAAGAAAACGAACCCAUUACGACUCUGAGAGCUACACAACUACGGAUCAGACGAGCAAUCAAUAUACAGAUAGAUCGAGGACUGUAAUGUCUGCGUCGCAAUCUGAAUCCGGAACUGUGAUCACAGCGCGCCGAUUGUCAUCAGAGUCAGACAGCUCAGCUUCAACAGUUGUCAAGCAGCCAGUAACACAAUCCAUGGCAGCGUCUCAGGCGUUCACAAAUGUGACUCAAAUGUCAAAAAUCUCCAACCCGGGCAAAACUGAGGCAGAUUCGGUCCUUGGUGGCGCAACUUUCAAAUCUAGGUCGAAAUUGGAUGGAGUAAACAAAUCUACUCGCUCUGGAAUCUAUUCAACUAUCGGAAGAAACGCAGUGAUGCCAGAAGAAGACGAAGAAUUCAGCGAUGAAGAUGAAAACAUUGAAAAUGACGAAGAAGAAGACGAGCUUUCUGAACGAUCUUCUCCAAUCAAAUCUCUUGCAAAGUCAAACAUGAGCUUGGCGAAAUCGCAACGAAGCGCUGCUUCUGGCUUCCAGAGCCGACUCAGUAGACCUGGAACGACAAUUGUUUCUGCAGCGAGAUCUGCUCGAUCCGUCGCGACUUCAGAAGCGCCGCACUCAAGUCGGGCGAGAACUCCUGCGCCAAUGGAUGAGUCGAUCGGAAGAUCUUAUGGAAACUCAAUUUCAAAGGAGCUCGAUUUAUCCAUGAGCAAGAGUCAAAUGACCCUGACAGAAGACGAUCCCUCAGUCUCACAACUAUCGAUUUCCGAGUCGCAGUAUUCAAGAGCAUAUCAAUCGGGGAGCGAGGAGGAUGGUUCGUACUCUGAAUCCUACCGCAGCCAAAGUGAAUAUACUGAGAACAGCCAUUACCGCGUCUAA